AUGCUAAGCGAUUUGGUCUAUCAAAGUAAAGACGACUAUGUUCAAGAUCUACAAGAUGUUCAAGCUGGGAUCCUGAUCUUCUUCGAAAAUCUUGUAGGUUUCUUCAUGACUCUAAUCGCGAUUCAAGGAUUUGUUACAAUUCCGGCGAUGAAAGUCUCAUUUGGAUAUCUGAUGAAAUGGCAAUUGGCAAAUCAACUUCUCGCAUCUCUAAAUAGCGCGAGCUUUUACUUCUUUGGAGUUUUGCUGUAAGUUUUUCGAUUUUCGCAAUUAUGUAAUAACACAGUAGUGUUUUUUUAAAGGGACAUCAAAUUUGUGAUAAAUAAUUCGCGAGCCUGGGGGCUUUUUACAACCAUGUUAUCACCUAUGAUCAUGUCACAAUACUUGAUGAUAUCUUUCAAUCGAUUUUUCGCGCUGGCAACUCCAGUCUUGUAUUUGCGAAUGUACGAACCAAAAAUGUUACGAUUCUAUGUUUCGGCUUGCUGGAUUAUUCCAGUCCUAUACAUCUCACUGUUCACAUACUACAGUAGGUUGUGAGCUUCAGUGACUGAAGCUUAACCUUAACCUUCUCUCAAAAAAAUUCUAGAUGAAUGUGACUACAAAUUCUAUCACUAUGGUUGGGUGUUCUCCUACGGUGUCACUGAAAAAUGCGGCACAAAAUUCCAAUAUCUGAUCAGAGGUGUUCAGACAAGUCUAGCCUACUCCAUCUUCCUCGUGGAUUGUGUAACCAUGGUAUUAUUUGUAUGCUUCAGAAAACGAGUCUUGAAAUCACAUAGUUCUGAGAUCCGCAAGCGAGAGAUCAACUUUGGCAAACAAGUUGUUAUCCAAGGAUUCGUAUUCAUGUCGCACGGUGUUUUGUACAAUUUGGGAUAUAGCUGGUUCCCGCAAAGUAUAUCGGAAAAGUGGCGAGUUUUUUGGACGACUGCGUUUUUCUCGAAUUUGGCGCAAAUUUUUUGCACGAUUGUGAUUUUUGUGUUCAAUGCUGAUUUUUCGAAGUGGAUUUUUGGAGAGAAGAAAACUCGAAUUGUUUCUGUUAGUGGAUGA
Molecule: messenger RNA, 1041 nt
Organism: Caenorhabditis angaria
Lineage: Eukaryota; Metazoa; Nematoda; Chromadorea; Rhabditida; Rhabditidae
Source: the annotation of a GenBank genome assembly